Messenger RNA from Laccaria bicolor S238N-H82, 2100 nucleotides. RefSeq names its product aorsin endoprotease precursor. Bases 1 to 2100 code for a protein of 699 amino acids. NCBI's taxonomy places the organism in Eukaryota, Fungi, Basidiomycota, Agaricomycetes, Agaricales, Hydnangiaceae. Gene Ontology annotation, molecular function: tripeptidyl-peptidase activity; serine-type endopeptidase activity. The transcript has 17 exons. Gene Ontology annotation, biological process: proteolysis. The record is from RefSeq and is a predicted model, not a curated record.
AUGCCUUCUCCUAACCUUUGCAUCGACCUUGAUCCAGUUCCCCGUCCUUUCCCCUUUCCCCUUGUUUCCCUCAUGCGCUGCCUCCUGCGAGUACCGUUCAUCUGUGGCCUCGCGUUUGCCCUUCCUUCGCCCUCCGACCAUGUUGUUUUUGAACGGAGGCAGGUAGAACCCCAUGGCUGGGUCCCAGGUCGUCGAUUGGAGGUUGACUUUAUGUUGCCGAUGCGCUUCGGGCUAACACAGAACAAUUUGGAUCACUUGGACGAUAUGCUUAUGGCUGUAUCUCAUCCCGAUUCGCCCGGUUAUGGUAAACACUGGUCGGCGACUGACCUCGUCGAUAAAUUCAAGCCAACCACCCAAACGAUUGAGGAGGUCGUUCGUUGGCUUGUAGGCUCUGGCAUCCAUCGUGAUCGUCUAGGUCUCUCUAUCAAUAGAGGGUGGAUUCAUUUCAACGCUACCGCUGCGGAGGCUGAGGAAAUUCUCAAGACCGAAUACUACGUCUUUACUCAUGAGGAUUCUGGCGACGAACAAAUCGCUCGUAUGGAAAAACACAUUGACCUGAUUAUGCCCACCGUUCAUUUCAAUCACCUACCUUCCCCAAUGGUCCAGCGCAAGCGUACUGGCGGACUCGGCGCUCUGGAAUCCCAGCCAGGUCCUCAUAGAGUGGAAGAAGAGGUUACGGUUACUCCCACUUUGGCCAAAUGCGAUAAGUUGAUAACGAUGGAAUGUCUCCGCGCGCUUUAUAACAUUGAUUACACACCUGUCGCCACAAAGAAAAAUUCUUUUGGGAUUGCGGAGUUUACGCCCCAGACCUAUGUCGGUGGUGAUCUCGAUUUAUUCUUCAAAAAUUUUUCCUCUACACAAGUUGGUACUCGCCCCCAGCUCGUCUCCAUAGAUGGAGGUGAGUUGCAAACCGAUCCCUCGAAGCAAGGUUUUAGGUACGCAGGGGAAAGCAAUCUCGACCUCCAGUACGCCAUGGGUCUCACAAAUCCACAAACGAUCACUCUACUUCAAACUGGUGACGAUGUGAUAGGUGGUUCAUUCAACACAUGGAUUGAUGCGGUGGACAAGUCGUACUGCGCACUGAAUGACCCCGUUUUGGACCCCGUUUAUCCAGAUCCCACAGGCUACAACCACCCUCCCUCAUGCGGUAUAAUUUCACCCCCCAAAGUGGUUUCCAUCUCUUACGGUCAGGAUGAGGCGUCUGUGACUAAUCGAUAUGCCAACCGACAAUGCAAUGAAUACGCGAAGCUUGGCAUGAUGGGAACAUCCGUAUUUUACAGCAGUGGUGACUACGGCGUCGCAGGAAACGAUGGCAAUUGUUUAUUCACGCACUGCAAGGUCUUCAACCCUUCAUUUCCCUCUGGGUGUCCCUACGUCACUUCUGUCGGAGCAACCCAAAUCAAUAAUGGAUCCACCGUUCAUGAUCCCGAAAGCGCCUGCCAGCGAAUUAUUUACUCCGGUGGAGGGUUUUCCAACAUAUUCUCGGUUCCUAAAUACCAAUCUGCCGCCGUGCAUACUUUCAUGACGAACCAUACACCGCCAUAUUCAAGUUCACUCUAUAACAAUGAUGGGAAAUCGCGCGGCUUCCCAGAUGUCUCCGCCAAUGGGGCAAAUUAUGUGAUUGCGAUCGGCGGAAAAUUUGCCACUGUUUAUGGCACUUCAGCAUCGUCGCCCGUCUUCGCCUCUAUGAUCUCCUUGAUCAAUGAUGCUCGGCUUGCUCAGGGCAAGAACUCUGUCGGUUUCAUAAAUCCUACGCUUUAUAGUGACAAGUUUACGUCCGCAUUCAACGACAUCACUACGGGUGGCAACCCCGGUUGCGGCACUAAGGGUUUCAAUGCGACAAUUGGAUGGGAUCCUGUUACAGGUCUUGGUACACCCAAGUUUCAAGAACUACUCGCUCCCUUAAAUUGGAACGCUGUUUCAGUAUCUCGCCGCUCUGGUGUAUAUAUAUGCGCCUCUACGGCUGAUUUGAAUUCAAUCAAUGAUUUCGAGUCCUGCCCUCAAUACUAUCGCUUUCGUCGCAACGAACACCUUACUGACAUUAGUUUCACAGCCAUGACUCAUGGGUCGUUGCAAUCGCUGGCGAGUCUGGUCAGUUAG